Mytilinidion resinicola is the source of this 509-nucleotide messenger RNA. RefSeq lists its product as uncharacterized. The record is from RefSeq and is a predicted model, not a curated record. Bases 177 to 509 code for a protein of 110 amino acids. The transcript has 2 exons. Lineage: Eukaryota; Fungi; Ascomycota; Dothideomycetes; Mytilinidiales; Mytilinidiaceae.
CGCAGGCUAAACGCUUAACAUCAGCCCUCUAUUGCGCUACGAGACAAAGUCACUGGACGUCGAAGCCACUUCGAGCUGCUCUGGAUUGAGAGUUAAAUCUGCUUCUCAUAGCCCAACAUACGGCAGCACCCAAAUUACUCCUUUUAUUUUAUGCUAAACGUACCUCACAUCUCGCGAUGCUCGAACAUGCUCAAUCCCACCUUCAUCUUUCCACUGAAGCGAUCAUUGGCGUCGUUUUCGGCGUCCUUACCCUCACCGCCACGGUCGCCAGUAUCCAAUUCAAGGACUCGAUGGUUCGUUUUUGCUGCACUCCUCGUCGGUCAAGAGGUACUGUCCCUCAGGUAUCCUCCUAUCAGCAGGGGCUAAAGCCCUCAAGAUUUAAACGACGUCGAGGCAACUGCUGGUACUACUACCUCAGCAUCAUGGCCUAUAAGAACUGUUCCGCUUCUAGACCCGCUCGAGCUGCAUACAGUACCGUGGAGUUCUCUGCAUCGGUCAUCGCCAUAUGA